AUCUGAGAAGUUUUUUUAAAGGAAAUACAAGAAAAAAACAUAUAAGGUCCAAGAAACAUUUAUUUUAGAACAUAAUAACAUAACAUAGGCACAACAAUAAUGCUCCCCCUCCCUCCCUCCCUCCCACAAAAUGAGAGACUACACAAGGUCUCCUGUUAUCUCUGGCUUUCCCUGUAUACCUGCAGUUCAGGUCUCGGAGGUACCGUAAUAGCUCCAGGCUGGUGAAAAAGUUAUCGGCAGAGAUGGCUGUGGUGGUGGGGGAGGACAUGGUACUGGCCAGGACUGAGACAAUCUGGCUGGUGGCACCCAUGGCUUGUUGUUCAGGUGUCAGGGGGACACCGUGGGCCUCCAGUGUAGUCUUCCCCUGGUAUAGCACCAUGUUGUGGAUGAAUUCAUCCCCAGAGGCCCUGGCAAACAACUUAAACCCCCACUUGUCUGGCUUGGUCUUUAUAUACUGCCUCAGGUUGCCGGAUGUCUUCCCUUUGUAGGCAACCAUCACCUCAUCCACGGACUGAUGGGGGUCUGCGACUCACGCCUGAAAAUGCGGUCAAUGGUGCCAGGGAUCUCAGUGUUGUCAUUGAAAUGGACAACCCCUUUCAGCAACCUGAACCUCUUUGAGGAUUUUAGGUUGGCAACUUGAGGGACUCUUGUCCCUGUUGCCCAGUAAUCUUCAACUGCUGGGAGCUCAGCAAUCCCCAUAUACAGUACAUGAAGACGGCCGGUAAGGUCAUUAUUUCAUUCUCAUUGGUGAUGAAAGUGGUGUUGAUGUCCUUUUGAGUGGCGUAAAAGUUAAUUUGUUACGUGAUAUGCCUAAUAACUUUGGGGCAAAAGUACCUUGUGAAGUACUGAAAAGGGGUUUCAAUUUAGUCAGGGGGGGAGUGCUGGUAUUCAGGCAGGGCAGUGGUUGUCUUCCUGCGUUUGGUGGUCCUCUUGGCUUCUGGUGUUGGCUGCUCGUUGUCACCAUCAUCGUGAUAUGCAUGCACUUUCUCUUAGCAGAGAGUGUGGAAUGUCCAGGUUGUGGUUGGGUGGGACAAAGUCAGGUCUGCCACAUCAUCAUCUUCCUCCUCGUCAUCAUCACUGAUGGCAGGUUGGGCUGGCACAAUAACAUUCCCCUUUCUCUUCCAAUAGAUUAUCCGAGUAGAGAGUUGCUAAAAAUUAAACACAUGAAAUAACAUGAAACAACUGUUAUAAGGUCAUAAAACUGACAAAAUAGAUCAAAUAAAAUACCAUAUAGCUUGAACAUAAGCCAAUAACUUUUUCAGCCAUUAAAAUAGCAAGCUGUUGCAGCCUUGUGCUUCACUUUUAAGUAUCCCCUGGAAUCAGUUUCCAAUGUGUUGUGAGUGUUUGGCUGCACUUGUCAAAUGAUGAUCAAAAGAUAUUUCUUUAUUUGCAUUUGUUAUCCUUUAGCUCCACCGUAGUCUUUCUGUAUGUUUUUAUCAGGAGGCCGAUGUCAAAGAUUCACACUGCAUAGCGAGAACCUGCUCUUCAUUUUGGUAAACCUGUUUGCAGCUGGGACUGAUACUAAAAAAUAAGGAAGUGUGACAAAAAAGUGCCUGCAUAUAAUCAUUUUAGUCUUUUUUUAAAUCCCUGCCUACAAUGGUAAAGACACAUUAUAAACAUAUUUUUACUCAAGCAUUGCAUUCUAUUACCUUUUGUAUUCUCUUUAAAUGUACUUUUUAAAAUAGAAUAUGUUCACAUGAAAACUACUAAGGCUCUUCCACGUUUAAAACGUUUAUUUACUGAUCCUGCAAAGGUUAGAGCGGUGUGGUGGUUAACUGUAUGGGAAUUCAGCUGUUUUGUUUACUGCUUCACUGAAAGUCUGGGAAUGAGACUGGAUGUGUUUAGAGACAUAGGACUGGGUGUUUCACUGAGUCAGUAAGAAGCUGCAAACAUCUGUAUAUAUGGGGUAAAUAAGUGGGAGGUUCUCAGCAUUUAUACAUGGUAUACAUCAAUUCAAGCCUGACCUACUGUAUUGCAGCAACUAGAUAUAUCGCUCAAAACAUUUUUGCAUUUCCUUAUUUUUCUCACUCUUUUCUUUAAAAGUCCUGCCUGUUUUUCCCAAAUCUUGCAGUUGAAUAACUCAAUUAUGACUCCCAGUUUGAUUAGAUCUGUGAUUAGUUGGCUGGCCUAAUGUAGUGAGAGGAAUGUGAUUGGUGCAGCCUUUACAAAAGAAGGAGGUGGGAACGCUUGGUCUACAGCGCUUCCCAUAGACGGGUGAAAUAAGGUUAUGUCUGGCAGAAUCCUUCAGCAGACGGAAAGGAACGAAUGCCGGUUUGUAACGAGACAUUUAUCCCUUCAUUGAACUAAAAAAAAGAGUGCUGUAAAAAAUAUAUUCUAAAGUUAGUCAGGUACUGCAAACAGCAGGGUCAUGUUGGAGGAUCUUUUCCAGUCUUCAACUUCAGUCUUUUUGUCUUUGGCCAUUGUAUGUCUUCUUGGCUUCCACCUUAUUUACUCAAGCUUCAGCUCCAAAAACAGGAAGAGGGAGCCACCAGGGCCUACACCAUUUCCCCUGCUUGGAAAUUUACUUCAAGUGGAUCUCAAGAGACUCGACCGAUCUCUUGUUGAUCUGUCCAAAAAACAUGGACCAGUGUUCACAGUCUACUUAGGAAUGCAGAAGGUGGUGGUCCUGGCAGGAUACAAGACAGUCAAACAGGCUCUAGUCAACCAUGCUGAGGAGUUUGGAGAACGAGAUAUCAAUCAGUUAGCCUAUGAUUUAAACCAAGGACACGGGAUACUUUUUUCUAACGGUGAAGUGUGGAAAGAAAUGAGGCGUUUUGCUCUAAGCACACUAAAAGAUUUUGGGAUGGGCAGAAGGAUAACUGAAGGGAAAAUCAUUGAAGAAUGUGGCUACCUGAUUGAAGAAUUUCAACAGCAUGAAGGUAAAGCCUUUGACAACGCCCACAUGAUGAAUUACGCAGCUUCAAAUAUUAUAUCCGCUCUCAUGUUUGGAAAGAGGUUCGAAUACAGGGACCCUGAAAUCAAAGAUAUGUUGGAAAGAAACCACGAAGUCACCCGUCUGGUUGGAACGGCAUCCGUCCUGAUUUACAACGCGUUUCCUUGGCUGGGCCCUUGUCUUAAAAACUGGAGGGAUUUGAUGAAACUGGUGGAUGCCAGCAUAAAAGAAACAAAGAGCAUGAUAGCGGAACAAGAGACUCUGAACCCUGACAUGUGCCGAUGCUUUGUGGAUGCAUUCCUGACCCAUAAACAAAAUCUUGAGGAGGCUGGAGACAAAGACUCACUCUACCAUGAUGAGAACCUGGUCUACUCUGUGAUAAACCUGUUUGCAGCUGGGACUGAUACUACAGCAAAUACACUUCAGUGGUGUUUGCUUUUCAUGGCCAAGUACCCUCAGUUUCAAGACCAGGUCCAGGAGGAGCUGAGCAGAGUGAUAGGAAGUCGGCAGGUACGAGUAGAGGACCGGAAGAACCUGCCGUACACUGAUGCUAUCAUCCAUGAGACACAGAGACUGGCCAACAUUGUCCCCAUGGCCGUUCUUCACAGAACCAGCCGAGACUCCACCUUCCAGGGAUACUUCAUCAAAGAGAGGACUAUAGUGCUUCCUCUUCUUACUUCUGUCCUGCAUGAUGAGAGUGAAUGGGAAACCCCAAACACUUUCAACCCUUCCCACUUCCUGGAUAAAGAGGGUAAAUUUACCAGGAGAGACGCUUUCAUGCCAUUUUCUGCAGGUCGCAGAAUGUGUCCUGGAGAGAGUCUGGCUAGAAUGGAGCUGUUCCUGUUCUUCACCUCCCUCCUCCAGCGCUUUCGUUUCACUCCUGCACCCGGAGUCACAGAGGAUGAACUGGAUCUCAAUCCAGUUGUGGGCUUCAUUCUGACACCUUCACCUCAUGAGCUGUGUGCUGUCAGUCGUCAAUGAGGGAGAGUUUUCAUUCAUUUUACGCAUAGACUUCUGCAACUCCCUCCUCUACAGCUCAUUCAGAAUGCAGCAGCCUAACUAGUCUUCAAACUCCCAGUUCUCCCACACUUCACCACUCCUCAUGCUCUCUUCACUUUACUGUUCUACACUGCUGGGAAUGGAUCAGGCCCUUCUCUCAUCCAUGACAUGGUUUAACCGUAUACUCCAGCAUGAGCACUUUGCUCUACAUCGGCCAAUCUGCUCUCAAUUGGUAUCCAGGUACCACUCUACUAAAAAAAUGCUCGCUUGCUAACCUGUUUUCCAGAAUGGUGAAAAAAGCUCCCCAUUGAUAAUUACCUUAUCCAAUGUAAAAAACAAACCAAAAAAACAAACACCUUUUGCAUCUGCAGCACUUAAAAGCGUGUGGCUUAUUUGAAGACAAUGUCUUGGCUAAUUAACAGCUAUUGUACUUGCUAAAGUCUUGCUACUUUGAGUUUGUUUUUUAUACAUGUUUGAUAGCACUUAUUGUAGGUGGCUUUGGAUGAAAGUGUCAGCUAAAUUAUAUGUACUAUGAUUUAAAAGAUUAAUUCCCGCUCUAUUAAUAUAUAACUUUGCCUUGCUUUCUGCUGUACACAUUUGUAUGUACAAUAUAUUAAAUAGCUUCUCAGACAAUGCCUCACACACUUAUAUGGGAGAGUGGUUUGUAUUUUAAUCAUGACUUUAUUUUUUAAAUUUCAUAUAUGUAUGAAAACUAACAGUCAGUAAUGCUCGUCGAUAUUAUACUAAAGAAAUAGAUAGAAAAAAGUGACAAAGAUAGUGCCUGCAUAUACAGCUCUGGCAAAAAUUAAGAGACCACUGCAGCAUUAUCACUUUCUCUGGUUUUACUAUUUAUACUAGGUUUGUGUUUAAGUCAAAUUAACAUUUUUUAAAAUGUCAUUCUAUAAACUAUUGACAUCAUUUAUCUGAGUUGGAAUUCAUCAGCCUCUGGAAUGGAAUGACUGCCAUUCAUAUAAAGAUUGCGAUUUAAGAAAAGAAAAGGAGUGGAUUCUUAAUUUUUUCCAGAGCUGUAUAUCAAUCAAUCAUUUUUUCCAUUGCCUAUUGUAAAGACAAAUCAUAAACAUAUUGUUACUAAAGCACUGCAUUAUAUUGCUGUUGUAUUCUCUUAAAAUGUAUUAUUUUAAAUAAAAUAAUACAUUUUAGGCUACAGUUUAUAUUCAUUAUACAAAACAUGUGUAUAUUAAAGGUCUAUGUAAAAGCACAUCCAAGCCCUUAUGGUCCCAAAACACUGUGGCAUCUGUAAGCUACUAAGGUCCUUCAACCUUGAUAAUACUGAUUUGCUGGUCCUGUGAAGAGAGGUUAGAGUUCAUCACUGGCUGUGUGGAAACACUGCAGUCCUGGAGAGUCCUUGUUGAACAGCUGUUUUGAAAAUCAGCUGUUUUAUUUACUUCACCACUGAAAGUCUGAGAAUGUGACUGGCUGUAUGGAGAGACAUAGGACUGUGUGUAAGGAGGCAUAAGUGUUUGACUGGUUGGGUAUGAAGUAGCAUACGCUUGUGUAUGAGGGGGAGUGUGGGUAAGUGGGAGGUUCUCAGCAUUGCUACAUGGUGGAAAGCCAUUCAUGCUUGAAGGACUCAAUCCUGGCAGUUUAAAGGCCUCUACAUUUUCUAAACUCUCUAAAGAGUUAUAGUUUGGCUGGGUUUGGUUGCACUGAGUGUAUGUGCCUUGACUGAAGUUGAAGGUGUCUUGGCUGAAGGAGGUAGAUGCAGAAGCAGUUGGCAAACCAGAGGGUGAUGGAGUUUUGUUGUGCUGCUGCUGAACAACACUACAACGUCCUAGUUUGGUGGCCAGGCACUGUAGAGUGCUGAGGAUCUGCUUCUGAAUGUGUGUCUGCUGCACCUGCUCCCUCUCAAGGCAGCACUGCUGCUCCACCAGCAUCUUCACUGACAGACCCAAACUGCGCACCUCUGAACCCAGGGUCUGAAUCUGAUCCUGAAGACCACCUCUCCCUCCAGUGUCCUGGACUGCUUGUUGAGGGCUUGGGUUCCCCUCACUACGAGUUCCGCCCUGGCCUCCUGGGGUUUGUAGACGAAUAAUGGCAACCCCAGGAGCCACAGAUGUUGAAGGUGCUGUUGAGCAAUUAGGAAGACGAAUGCCAACCCGAGGGAGAGGGGGAAGGGAACGCACAUGCAGACCUGGUCUUUGAGUGGGAAAACGCCUGGUGGUGCUAGACUGCCCUUCCAUAACAGUCUGUGUACGUGACAAAAAAAAAACUUGAAUUAAUUAUCAUCUGAUUAACAUAAAAACACAAGGAUACUUCCACAAUCUAUAGUCCGUUUGGCUAGUCCAAAUUGGAGUGAAGUUGACACGGUUUUUACGGCCUUUUAUGGUUUAACACUGCACACUUUUAAGAAUGUCAAAUAAAAAUGUUGGAAGAAGCAGGGUGUUAACUAUGUUCACAACUGACCAAACAAACCCCACCAGAGUUUCAUUAAAACAGAAUAAAUGUUGGCUUGUUAAAGAGCUUUUUAAUGGUUCAGACCCCUAAAUCAUGUGAGGAUACAUCCACUGGUAUACGCAAAUAAUGUAUUAUUCAAACAAAAACUUAUAUUUUAAAUGUACCUUUGUCCAAAAAGUGACUGAAGUCUGAUAUUGACAAAGUCCUGGCACUCAAUAUAGGUUGAGAUUAGGUUUGCUCAUUUCUCACCUUUUCAGUGGUCAGAUCACACGUUUCGGACAGUUGUGUUAUUGAACUUCUCAAAUUAGCAGCUUGGACACUGGAGGGAUCUCUCCUCAACAAAGACGCUACCUGAGGGAAAGACUGUUGAAAACAAUUUAUGCAGGUUAUGACUAACAGAUAUUGAAAAAAUGAUGUAGGUUAUGUAGGUACCUUCACCCUGUGUGCCAGCGCUUUAUCCAAAAGCCUCCUUCGAGCUACCAGCAUUGAAUUUGUGGCUGGAGAAGCUGUAACUCUCCUCCUCAUCAAUGCUGCAGAAGCUGUUAGUGUGGAAGACCCAGCACCAGUCUCUGCUCUUGUUACAAUGGACUGAGGAACUGUUUGAUGGCUGCUCUGUGCAAGGGAGGUGACACUUACAAUCUGGAUGUCAUUUUCUUCCUUAUCUCCCUCCUGUUGAAUUUCUGGCCUGCUGCCUCCACUUGUCACCCCAGACCCAGAUGGCUUUGCACCAAAAUCUGGAUUUGUGGAAAUCUGUUUGGCAAAAUUUGAAGCAGCUGCAAAGCCAGCAUGGUGAGAUGCAUCCCGCAGAAGAUUUUGGAUUCGAAUGUUACUCCAGCCCUCUUGUAUUGCCCCGGGUUGAUGCUGCAUCUGUGCGGGUGAUGUGCUUCCUCCAGCCUCCAUAGGUCUAACCCUCCCUGGUGGCCUCCCUUGGAAUUCCCUUAGGAACAGGUAGAUUGCCUGGGCAGAUACCUUGAUGUUCUCCAGCUCCAACACGGCUUUGAUCUUGCGGAAACUCAGACCAGCCUUUCGCAGCUCCACCACUUUGUGUUUAGCGGCAUCAUCCAACCGGCCCAUGGUCUCUCACUCCAGUAAGGCUGUUAAGCUUUAAAAGAUGUAUAACAUAUCAUUUAAAAAAAAUUUUUUAAUAGCAUUUGGUGAAUUAUUUCUGCUGUGAAAUGAAUGUAAAACAUGACAGAAUGUGUGAAUAUAGGUGCUGUAUCUGAGGACAUUUUCUACUGUGUAAAAUACCAGUUACUUAUUGCAGAAGGAUAUAGCUGCUUCCACUACAUAACAUUUUGUUCAGUUUCCUACGCCAACCCUAAUAUUAAACAAUAAUUCGUUA
Molecule: messenger RNA, 7649 nt
Organism: Eleginops maclovinus (Patagonian blennie)
Lineage: Eukaryota; Metazoa; Chordata; Actinopteri; Perciformes; Eleginopidae
Product: cytochrome P450 2K1-like
Biological process (GO): xenobiotic metabolic process
Cellular component (GO): intracellular membrane-bounded organelle; cytoplasm
Molecular function (GO): iron ion binding; heme binding; oxidoreductase activity, acting on paired donors, with incorporation or reduction of molecular oxygen, reduced flavin or flavoprotein as one donor, and incorporation of one atom of oxygen
Source: RefSeq, a predicted model, not a curated record